Alosa sapidissima (American shad) is the source of this 4695-nucleotide messenger RNA. It is a transcript of the gene pard6b, whose product is annotated as par-6 partitioning defective 6 homolog beta (C. elegans). Lineage: Eukaryota; Metazoa; Chordata; Actinopteri; Clupeiformes; Clupeidae. The transcript is spliced from 3 exons. Gene Ontology annotation, cellular component: apical plasma membrane; nucleus; cell cortex. The coding region runs from base 321 to 1511 and encodes 396 amino acids. The record is from RefSeq and is a predicted model, not a curated record. Gene Ontology annotation, biological process: regulation of cellular localization; centrosome cycle; establishment or maintenance of cell polarity. Gene Ontology annotation, molecular function: protein kinase C binding.
CGAGGCUGUAGCCCACAGCCGUUUCCUGGGUGCGUAUAGCGUCAUAGGCAGUGUAAAGUAGUUAGCCAUCAUAGUACACGGAGAGGCGACUAUGUGGAUAAGAGGACGGGGUAACGUUAGAGUUUUGGAGAGAUUUCUUUGACAGGCGACACCGCUCUCGCAGUAAAAGCAGGCAAGCUGCGAACUGGAGUUGUCGCGUCAGGAAAUAGUUGGUCACCUGGAAUUAGUCUAAUUUCAGUUGGAACAACGAGUUCGAGGCGGAUGAGGGGAGCCCCCCGGGAGGGCAAGUGCGUGCUGUGGCGGGGUCCUGCUAGCGAAAGAUGAACAAAAACCACCGAGUGCCGAGCAACCGAACUCUAAGCACCGUGGAGGUGAAGAGCAAGUUUGGAGCAGAGUUCCGCCGCUUUUCUCUAGACCGGUCCAAGCCCGGCAAGUUUGAUGAGUUCUACGGACUCCUGCAGCAUGUCCACCGCAUUCCCAAUGUGGACUUGCUGGUGGGCUACGCGGACGUGCACGGAGACCUCCUCCCCAUCAACAACGAUGACAACUACCACAAGGCCAUCUCCACGGCGACACCUCUGCUCCGCCUCUUCCUACAGAGGCAAGAGGAGGCCGAUUACUCGGCGUUCGGCACCGACUCCCUGACGCGCAAGAAGACACCGGCAGUGCUGGCGGCGGUGCUCCUGCGGCCAGAGGCCAGCCGCAAGAAGCCGCCCAUCAUCAUCAGCCUGCCACGCGACUUCCGGCCCGUCUCGUCCAUCAUCGACGUGGACAUCCUGCCCGAGACGCACCGGCGCGUGCGCCUCUACAAGCACGGCCAGGAGAAGCCGCUGGGCUUCUACAUCCGCGACGGCUCCAGCGUGCGCGUCACCCCACAGGGGCUGGAGAAGGUCCCGGGCAUCUUCAUCUCCCGUCUGGUGCCCGGUGGUCUGGCCGAGAGCACCGGCCUGCUGGCCGUCAACGACGAGGUGCUCGAGGUCAACGGCAUCGAGGUGGCCGGCAAGUCGCUGGACCAGGUGACGGACAUGAUGAUCGCCAACAGCCACAACCUGAUUGUAACGGUCAAGCCGGCCAACCAGCGCAACAACGUUGUUCGCCAUAGCAAUAACAGCGGCAGUGGCAGCGGAGGGGUCACCUCGGGCAGCUCGGGCCGCUCCACGGACAGCGGCGCCAGCUUCUACGGCUACUCGACGCCCGGAGCCGCUGCCGCCAACAUGACGCCCACGCACAUCAUCCAGAACUUCCGCUCGGAGGAGCUGGAGAGCGACGAGGACGACGAGGACCUGGUGAUCGAGGCGGGCGGUGAGGCCCAGCCCAUCCCCAUGGCGAUGGCGGUGGGGCCUGUGGCCAGCUGCAGCAUGCCCUCGCUGCCCCGCUACGAGCCGCACCUGAACCUGCGGCAGCACAACGGCGCCAUGACCAGCAGCGGCAGCGCUGGGUCCCUGAGCACACCUGACCGAGGUCUGGACAGGAGGAGCCUAGAGGAGGAUGGCACAGUCAUCACACUGUAGAAACAAAGAAACACACACACACACACACACACACACACAGACAGAUUCAUAAAAACACCUGUACCACACCAUUCAUAUUCGUGCGUAUACAGAAAUGUUCGCUGUUGGCUCUGUUCUCUGCUCUUCAAACACUGCAUUAAUUGAUGGUUAAAUUGUUUCGACUGCACGCGGGACCCAGUCUUUGCAUACAUGUUCUUAAAUCAGUAAGCCACAUGUGCUCACACACACACACACACACACACAAAUACUUGUAAUGUGUGCCAUAGGACUGAUGAUGCCUGUCUUUACACUGUGUGGCUCAUGGACAUUUUGUCCCCCCAUAGUGACCCCUUAGGAAAGGCCCACUGGUACUAGCACUUGUGUUUUAUUUAUGUGGAGCGAGACAGUCCACUAUGGUUCUUCCACAAGAGGGCAGCAAAUCGGCUCCCACUGCACUUUGGGUACAAUGAUGGACGAUGUUAGAGAGAGAGAGAGAGAGAGAGAGAGAGAGUUUUCCGGGCACAAUGACUUUGUGACAAUCUGCUGUCAGCAUUUCAGACUAACACCCCGCACUUCUCUGGAAGUCAUCAGAGUAAUAGGUGCAUCAUGAACAAAAAUCAGUUCCUGGCUCCCAAUGUAUGUAAGUUACCAUAGCAACUGGCAAAGUGCAUUGUCUGCAAUGAAGAGCAAACACUACUGGGCCUUUAGCUCUUUCCCUCGCAGCGCUAGGCUCCAUAACCACUCACAACAUGUCUCUUACCUUCACUCUGAUGGAACAUGUUUUACUGAAGAUUGUACAUUUUAUUUUCUCUUCCAAAUCAGCAAAUGUAUGAUUUUUGUUUGUUUUUGUGUUGUUUCUGUUUGUCGUUGUUUUUGUUUGAAUAACCUUUUGUCCCUAUGGGAGUUUAGUGAAUGGGAUAAGUAUGCUGUGCGGACUCUGAAAGGUACCACUCCCCUCCAUUUGGUUAUUUUUUUUAAAUGUGUUCGGAGGGACUGUCAAUACAUAGUUGUAUCUGUCACCUUUUCCCUCCCUAGCGACAAGGGCUAUAUUCCUGCUUAAACUGUAUUUGUUUUUUUCCUUAAGUGUCUAUUUGUGAUUUAUCCACACCCUCCUUUUUUUUUACGAUGCUCACUAUUACGUCAUUCCCUUUUUGUUUGCAUGCCGACAGCCGUAAAUAGCACUCUGAAGUGUACAGACAUAUUCACAAAUGACGAGUGUUUUACUGCACAAAUGCGUAGUAUUUCUAUUUCUUUUCUUUUUUUAACUAAGGCUGAUGAAGGGGGUUGUGAAUGUCAGCACUGUAAUUAUAACUGGAGUGCCUGGGCGAUCUGGGUGACCCCUGUUUCAUUAAUCACGAAUGAAUUCAUAUUUCAGGAAGUCUAGACAUCUCACUCACAGAAUUAGCACCCAGAAUUCCAAACCCACAUGAGUCGACCCUCCUUCGGAAAUGGAAACCUAUUCCGACAUGACUACCAUUUCUUGCACUAUAGGUUGUAUAUCUGACUUUGUCUCAGUCGGGCAUCUUGCAUGAGGGAGCUUUUAUUUGUGACCUGGAGCGUGACCACCAUUAGUUAUUAUAUGCCUGGUUAUGUAAGCCCAGUGUGGGUAGGAGGCACGCUCAGAGAGAAAGAGGUGGUGAGUGGUGUGACAACUUGAGUCAACACAGGCCACAGGCUCCUAAUGAAACCGAGACCCAACCAAAUGUGACUGGCCCUUGAGCACCCUCACAGUUUCACUGGGUGUCCACGUGCGCGAGGCAUGUUCCAAAAUGCCUACACUCCCUGCUGGUCUAUGAGUCAAGACUUCAUUCUCCAUCUUGAGCAAACACACUCGCUUACACAUUCACGCAGGUUCUCUGUCGUUAGUCUUUCAAGCAGAUGUGGUACCUCUUGAUGCAUUUCAGGGGAAGCUGAUUUUACUAGCACUAUUUGGGAAGCUUGCCCGUUUUCUCUUUUAUUUUUAAUUUCGUGCAUAACGGCUCAAGUGUCAAACCUUAUUUGACUCAUACAUUCCAGAAGGUUUGAUUGCUGCUCUCUUGUACCUCUCUCAUACACAAGCCUUGUCUCAUUACAUCUGAUAUCAUGUCUCAUAGAGGGAAAUAACUUUUGAAAAAUAUCCAAAGCAAUAGUGUUUCAUUUAUGUUCAGCCUUAGCUGAAAGUAAACACAACACAGGAUUUAAGACCUAGAAGUUGACCAUCUGUAUCCUUUUCAACACAAAUGCCCUAGCCAAUAGAUUGUGACAUCUCAUUGACAUUCUGCCUUGAAUGUAGCGUUAGACAGUGGUCGCUGGAAGAGAAUCGUAGAUGUGUAACUGUGACCCGAUAAAGGACUGGACUCAAGUAGACUGGAUAGACCAGACUGGACACAUCCUCCGCCCAUCUAUUCAAGGAAGCAGUGUAGGGCCGUCACUAACUUUUUUCAGCAACUCCUUGCUUUACAUGUGGCCUAACCUGCAGACGUACACAAUUAGAAUGAUAAAGCAUCUGAUUGAUGGGAUAAGGUACCAUGUGGAUUCACUGAAAAGAGCACAUAAAGGACCCACUCUAUCAACUGUUUUGUACACUAAGUAGGACAGAGGGCUUGGGGGAUGCCCUAGUAAAUGGUUGUGCAUUAAAUAUACUCCACACGCGAAUGACAUAAUGAAUGGAUUUUUAAGGAAGAUGUUUUUUUUAAUUUAUUUUACAAAUAUUCUAACCACUGCACAAAACCUGGGGAUCAUCACCAUAGCAAAUGUAUUUAUUUUCUAACCACUGAGAAAUGUAUUUGUCAUUAUUUCGGCAAGUAUAUGCAUACUCAUUCAUGAUCCAAUAAGAGAACCUUCUAUCAACACUGAACUCAAUUUAUUUUUGGUUUUAAAAGCAAUUAGGCAAAAUUGCAAACCUAUAUGUAGACAUAUGAAUACUUAUGCUGUUUUCCAUACUGUGAAUUCUUUCAUUUCUGUAAGAGAUCUUAUUGUAUCAGGAUACACUAAAAGGGGCUUUUAAAAGUUGUUUUGUUUCAUUUUCUUUUUUAAAUAAUGAGCAUUUUUUUUUGCUUGCCAGAUAAAUUCCAAGGUAUAGAUUUGUACUGGAAAUGUCAGUAUUUUCUUAUCAAUACAAUAUGUACAUUUGUAUCACGGUUAAUUAAAAUGUUUAAGAUAAUAAAAGUGUAUAGUGCACAUAUAGACGAUUCAAGCUGGAGAAUAAACUAAUGGUAGUAACUCA